Cannabis sativa is the source of this 1409-nucleotide messenger RNA. RefSeq names its product transcription initiation factor TFIID subunit 9. The coding region runs from base 511 to 1056 and encodes 181 amino acids. Gene Ontology annotation, molecular function: RNA polymerase II general transcription initiation factor activity; protein heterodimerization activity; transcription coactivator activity. Gene Ontology annotation, cellular component: transcription factor TFIID complex; SAGA complex. The transcript is spliced from 3 exons. Lineage: Eukaryota; Viridiplantae; Streptophyta; Magnoliopsida; Rosales; Cannabaceae. Gene Ontology annotation, biological process: RNA polymerase II preinitiation complex assembly; DNA-templated transcription initiation. The record is from RefSeq and is a predicted model, not a curated record.
UCCAAUCGAUUGGAUGACUGAAAUUGAUUGGAUCGAAUCGGAUAGUAAAAUCUGACAUCCAAUAUAUGAUUGGAUCGGAUCUGGAUAGGCAUAAAAAUAUUGGAUGUGAUUCAAUAAACACCCGUGCAUAGGAUUAGAUUUUGUAUGGAGAAGGUAUCCUUUCAUCUUUCCUCUCCCUCCUUCUUCCUACCAAACAAAUGAUUUCUCUCUAUCCUUCAACUUUUCCUUCCAUCCCAAAAUAUUUCCUACCAAACAUACUCGACAAAACCAAAAAUCAAAUCCUCGCUCCCUUUUUUUUUGGGGGGAUUACCCUAACUCACUCCAUUUCAUCUUCUCUCUACUCUCUCUGAGCUCAAUCGAGUCACUCUAACUCACCACCACGGUCACCGUCUUCUUCUCAGGCCCUCACACCGCCGGUGCCGACCCUAAUUGCUUCCCCCACCACCGGAACCACCUCCUACGCUCUCUCUCUCUCACGCAGUUCGAUUUGAGAAGGACCCACUAAAAAAAAUGGCAGAAGGAGAGGAAGAUUUGCCCAGGGAUGCAAAGAUUGUGAAAUCGCUCUUGAAAUCAAUGGGCGUGGAGGACUAUGAACCUCGUGUUAUUCACCAAUUCUUGGAGCUUUGGUAUCGCUAUGUUGUUGAUGUUCUAACCGAUUCACAGGUUUACUCGGAGCAUGCGGGCAAAGGUGCAAUCGACUCUGACGAUGUCAAGCUUGCCAUUCAAUCCAAAGUCAACUUCAGCUUCUCACAACCUCCUCCAAGGGAGGUCCUACUGGAGCUUGCUAGAAACCGAAACAAGGUUCCAUUGCCAAGGUCUAUUGCAGGGCCUGCUAGUGUUCCACUCCCUCCCGAACAAGACACAUUGAUCAGCCCCAAUUACCAGCUGGCACUCCCGAGGAGACAAUCUGCUCAGGCAGCUGAAGAAAUAGAGGAAGAUGACGAAGCUAUUGAUCCUGCCGCGGUGACAACGACACCUUCCCAACAAGAACAGAAGACAACAGAUGUGCCGCCGCAGUCACAGAGGGUGUCCUUUCCCCUCAAACGUACCAAGUGAACUUUAGUCUAUGAGAAGUACUUGUGAAUAGAAUUACCACCAAGUGAUGAUUUGUAUGAUUAUUUUUAAUGCAGAAGUAUUGGUUCUAAAAGUGGUCACAGGCAUAGCUAUAGUGGUUCCACCUUUCUCCUCAAACAGAAAAGGUCUUAAAUUCAAACCCCUCCUCUCCUAGUAUCAAAAAAAGUAUUGAUUCUAAGAAAAAAAUGCUAACUACUACCACUGAUUCAGGUUAUCACAAUUAUUGGAAGAGUAAUGAUAUGUGCCACAAAUUUAUUCAUAGAAAUAUUAAGACACAGCUUAAGCUAAAUACAGAUAUUCUAAAAAACAAAAUAGAGAUUUAAUUUUGCACUGCA